AUGAGAGGCUCCCACAUGCGCGUAGAGAAGCGGUCGCUCGUCAAUCCCGCCAGCACCAACGAGCCGGUCAAGAGGCGCGCCCCGUACGCCCCCCGAGCCUGUGAUGUCUGCCGGCGUCGCAAAGGUCGCUGUGAUGGCCAGAAGCCUUGCGAAUACUGCCACUCCCGGGCAAUGGAUUGCUGCUAUAGCGACGGCAAUGCCUUGCGACAUGACAGCCAAAACCACGAUGACCAGGCACUCGACAACGUGACAAACGACACCCAGACUCACGAUAGCCAAGCCCACCUCAUGCCCUCCACAGAGCCAGACGGCAGCGCUCCACAAGCUCCACGCGCUCCACAAGAGCCGGCGGUGGCAUGGACACCAGAAGCUCUGAGCACCGUCAUUGCAAACAUGCAAGUGCAACUCAACGCUCUCAUGACCCAUGCCAGGAUUGCCACUGAAGCACAAAGUCCGGAGCGGCCCCGAACGAUGCCUACACCUGUCAGCAACUCAUUAAACAACAGUGUGCCACCUGGACCCGGGGCCAAAACUUCGCUGACGGCACCCUCGCCCACAGCCGACAUCCGGCUUCGAAGUUCUGUCCGACGGUUUUACGGACCGACGAGCCCUGACUACAGCCUCAACGCAGCACUCAUCAGGCUUGAGCAGAGAAAUUCCAACGAUUCUGGGACUGAAAUCGACGAUCAGAGAGUGCCCGGUAUUGUCGACAGCCAGAGUGACGACGAAGACCCAACCGGGGGGGCGGACAGCAGUGAUGCAGUGAUAUCUUCCAAUAAUCGGAGGCGACAAGCCCUGUCAAAACUCCGAACCCUGCUAUCCAAGCCAGAGGCUACGCGACUACUCUACGUUUAUCAAGAUGCUAUUGGAGAGAUUCAUCCAAUCUGCGACAUUGCAUCCCUCGUAGAGCAAACUGAAGCUUUCUACAAUACCUCAGAUACCGAUGCAGAAUGGAGGAGCUACGCUGAUCCACUCAACGAGGAAAACAAUCUGCUGAUUGUCAACCUCGCUAUUUCUAUUGCUCUAUUGGCCGAGUCGGGUUCCCAGUCCGAACUGGGGAAGGCUCUUUUCGAAAGCUGUCGAGACUUGAUCAAUGCCAAGCUCGCGGCGCCGGCCACAGGCAUCAAGAGCGUCACCGUCGUGCUUUUAGCUGGCUUCUAUCAUUACUUUGGGGGAUGUCUGACGCUGGCAUGGCGCAUGUGCGGGUCCGCGGGACGGAUGGCUAUGGAACUCGGGCUUCAUAGCGGAGUCGUCUCGCGACAUUAUCCCGAGUCGGAUCGGCGACGUGCCGAGGUUAUAACCAUAUCAUGCAGUUUAGCCAUCCUCGAUCGCCAGUGGAGUGCAGCCGCUGGACUACCACCCCACUUCCAAGAGUCCGUUUUUGAGCUUGCGCAGGCAUCAUUGGUCCAAUCGCCCUAUCUCAAGGCCAUGAUGACAUUCACGCUCAUGAGCUACAAAUUUAACGAGCCAAUUUCCCGUGCCGCAAAUGGUGGCUCCUGCGAGGAUGACGACGCUUUUGAGGUGACCAACAUUCAGAUCGAACAGUGGAGGAAAAAGGCUCUCGAGGAACAAGGUUUCGUUCACCCACGCUUAUGGCACUCGAUGGCCACGAUGAUCCCCUUGUCGUGGACUACAAUGUUAUAUCUCCGGGCCAAUGCGGUGCGAAUCAUACUACUAAGGUCAUUGUUUCUCUCAACCUCGAAUCGGGCUGCUUGCAGGUGCAAAGUCCAGCCCGCGCUGGAACUUAUAUCCGACUCCAUCAACGUCAUCUCUAUAUUGGACCACACCACGGAUGUGUACAGAAAGCAACAUCCCCUCUUUCAACACUUCCUUGCUUCAGCUUGCGCGUUGCUAUUUCUCAUUAUUGCAUAUACCAAUGAGACGGGCGCCGCAUCCUCGACCAACUUUCCUGUUGAUUUUGCUGACUCGAUCAAUCGCAACUUUAUGAAGGCCUUGAGUCUAUCCUCCUCUUAUAGCAACCUGUCUCAGUCAUCUCACAAGCUCUGGAAGCGACUGGCAUCUUUGCGAGAAACUUUGUGUCACAUGGACAUUCUGUCUCGUGAGGAAGCUUUCGGUGCUCUAGGCAAUGCCGUGUCCAGGACAGACCAGACACCUCCGUUCCAAAACCAGGCCAGCAGUGGGUUCAUGGACAGAGGCUCAAACAAGCACCAACUUGCAUCCCCAAGCACAUCCUUGAACAACUCGAUGAUGUACGAAACUGGAUUCUUCGGUGACACGAGACGUGGCUUGGACAACGCAGAUAGUCUUGGGGUUGGCGCUUUUGACAAGUCAAUGUCAUUGUUUGACCCAUUACUCUUUCAGUGGCCACUAGCUGAGACUGACACAUUCUUUUCCGAGGCUGGGUUUUAA
This is a messenger RNA of Ilyonectria robusta, 2370 nucleotides long. RefSeq lists its product as uncharacterized. Lineage: Eukaryota; Fungi; Ascomycota; Sordariomycetes; Hypocreales; Nectriaceae. Gene Ontology annotation, molecular function: DNA-binding transcription factor activity, RNA polymerase II-specific; zinc ion binding; RNA polymerase II cis-regulatory region sequence-specific DNA binding. The record is from RefSeq and is a predicted model, not a curated record. Gene Ontology annotation, cellular component: nucleus. The coding region runs from base 1 to 2370 and encodes 789 amino acids. The transcript has 4 exons. Gene Ontology annotation, biological process: positive regulation of transcription from RNA polymerase II promoter by galactose; DNA-templated transcription.